This is a messenger RNA of Suillus fuscotomentosus, 614 nucleotides long. RefSeq lists its product as uncharacterized. Gene Ontology annotation, molecular function: FAD binding. The record is from RefSeq and is a predicted model, not a curated record. The transcript is spliced from 9 exons. Lineage: Eukaryota; Fungi; Basidiomycota; Agaricomycetes; Boletales; Suillaceae. The coding region runs from base 315 to 542 and encodes 75 amino acids.
AACAGUCCGAUGAGGGUGUCACUACUAUUCUAGUAAAGAACGGCGUAUCAGAGACUUCUGAUACUAAGUGGAUCAUCGGUGCUGAUGGUGCUAAAAGUAUCGUAUGCAAGUAACUUGGGCUCACGUUUCUUGGCGGGACUAGAGACGGUACCCGGGUUGUGACUGGAGAUAUCCGUUUGACGGGUGUUGGCCUCAAUAGAGUGCAUUGGCACCGAUUUAGAAACUUUCUUGAACGAGGGGUCUCAUUACGCCCAACAGACGAAAUUGGCAAUGACGGCUAGCAAUUUUUCCUCUUCGGCCGCGAACUCGACCUAAUGAAGAUUGCUCAGAGCGAAGAGCUUGUCUUCGAGACCAUCGCAUCGCUAAUACCAACAGAGAUCACAUCCAACAAGGUGGUUUGGAUGAGCGACUUCCGGGCCAAUAUGCGGAUGGUGAAUAAGUUUGGCGAAGGUCGAGUGUUCUUUGCGGGCGAUGCUGCUCAUAUCCACAGCCCAGCGGGUGGUCAGGACUUAAUUCAGGUGUACAAGAUGCAUUCAAUCUAGGAUGAAAACCUGCGCUUGCUGAGAAAGGGAUCGCCAACAAAUCUCUUCUUGAGACAUACAGUGCCGAGCGUC